Molecule: messenger RNA, 2083 nt
Organism: Cuscuta campestris
Lineage: Eukaryota; Viridiplantae; Streptophyta; Magnoliopsida; Solanales; Convolvulaceae
Source: the annotation of a GenBank genome assembly
CUGGCGAAAAUGGCGAUUCCCGAUCUAAUCUCCGCUGCAAGCUGCUCUUCGCCAUGGAUAUAUCUGUUAGUGACAUCGAAGCUUCUGGGAAUUUCAAACCGGUAUCUCGUUUUAAAGGGUGACCAUCCAUUUCUUUUAUUGAUGAAGAGGUUAAACGUUUGGCUGCAAGAUUUAACCUAGCUUUGGUGGGACGUUUCAACAACAGUAGGCCUAAUCUAGCAACAAUUCGCCAGGUAUUCGAUAAAAUUGGAUAUGAAGCUGCAUUUACUGUCUCCUUGCUAGAUGAUCAACACAUUUUGAUUAACUUCGUUUCAUACAAUGAUUUCUUGCGAUGUCUUCUGCGAAAGAAUUGGAAGAUCAAUGGUUAUUCUUUAAAUGUAUUUCGAUGGACUCCUGAAUUUCAUCCCACUGUUGAAUCGCCAUUACUAUCUGUCUGGAUAGGAAUGGAAGGUCUACCAAUUCAUAUAUUUGAUUCUACUGCUCUGUACUCCAUUGCUAAUUUGAUUGGGAAACCAUUAAAAGCAGACAAUGCUACUAUCCAAUUAACCAGACCAUCCGUAGCUCGUGUAUGUGUGGAACUGGACUUGUCCAAGGAACUGCCAAACUCUGUGUGGAUUCACCUUGGGAAGCUCUCUUUUUUACAACCCAUUCACUACGAAGACCUUCCUGCCUUCUGCACCUCUUGUAGGAAAUAUGGCCACAAAAACUGCAAAAAAUCUCACUCCUCAUCAAGAUGGAUCCAAAGGGAGGUCAGGACAGAUGUUAAGGCCUCAUCAAAAGAAAAUGCAGUCAAUGCUACUGAAAUUCAGCCCCAUUUGGCUACUGCCCAGUUGGUCUUAGAACCAGAAGAUGCUGAAGUUAAUGCUCAUUUGGGUUUAGAACCUGCAGUUGUCCAUGUUAUGGGUACCCAAUCUACUACCCAAACUGACAUUAUUGAAGCUACUGAUGAAGGAGCCAACACCAACUUUGCUACUGAAAUUCCAAAUGAAACGGACUUCAUUGAUGAAGUUGAAGGAACCCAGUCUACAACUCCGUAUGGAGUUGAAGGAGCCAAAACCAUUGAUGGAGCUAGAGCUGUUGUUAAUGAAGGAACCCAUUCUGCAGCUCCCAUUGAACUUGAAGGAGCCAAAGCCAUUCAUGAGGCCAAAGCUGUUGCUACUGAAGCUGUUACUAAAGGAAUUGACGAUGCUGACAAUCUUUCUAAGAAUACACUGCCCAAUGGUACAAGCUAUGAAAAACUGUCACAACAAUCCUUGGCCCAAAUAAAUCAGAUUUCGAAUGAUGUUUCCACAAUAAACAAUGCCACAACUGAACUCAACGCUGAAAAUUUGAUUUCAAGCAACAAGGCGACCAAUGCUGACACAAAAGAACCUACAGAAAGUGUAGUGGAAGAGACACCAGAACCUCACUUGGCAAAUAAAGACUUGCCACCAACAGAUCUCGAUCCACCAAUAGAAGAAUUCCCCCCAGAUGAAUUCUUAUAUCCAGAAAUUGAAAAUGAUCCCAGCUACAAAGAGGUCCUUGAGAAUAUGCGAAGAAAUAACCCUGGAAGAUACGGGAACAUGACUCUUAACCAAAUUGAUGACUUUAUUGAAAAAAGAUCUUCUCCUCAACAAUUAAACUCUGCAGGGACCUCCAACCCCCAUUUUGAUGACUUCCAGGAAGUCCAUCACAAACGUGCAAAGAACACCAGCAAGAGGCCUACAAAUCCGAGAACAGUAGCAACAAGGAACUAUGAUCCCACUCUUGAAGUUGGAAUAGUUAGCCUUGUUCCGAAGUACUGGCCAAGCAGGAAAACCACAACCAUGGAACGCAUCAUAACAACAGAGAGCUACACAGGUCAAUUUUGGUAUGUAGGCCCCGUCGGCCCCAUUGGAAAAGACGGGAAAAGACCAAAAAAAGUCAUGCCAAAAAACAAGACGUUCGAUGAUCACCCGGGCUUCAUAAUCUGGGAAUGAUCAGUCUCAUGCGUUUUCUUUUCUCGCAUUUUUUUUUCAUCCGAUAUGUGUUCUUUCCCUAGGGGUUUUGGCCUAGUCCCCCCCUAUUGUACUCGUCUUUUUCUCAAUAAAAAUUUUCCUUUAAU